Messenger RNA from Iphiclides podalirius (scarce swallowtail), 951 nucleotides. Lineage: Eukaryota; Metazoa; Arthropoda; Insecta; Lepidoptera; Papilionidae. The record is from the annotation of a GenBank genome assembly.
AUGCGGACAGCGGAAUUUAAAACGCUGUUGCUGAAAGAGUUCCAUAGAGUUUUAAUGAGUGACAGUAAGGUAUUCACCUCGGGAUUGAACUCUCAGAAUCCUUAUGACGUGCAUUACGAAAGAAGAAAAUCGAAGGAACUAACAAAGAAGGAAAUAGAGUGUGCCUUAAAGGAUGUUCCCGUGCAAACUGUUACAGCCGAGGACGAGCCAUUCAAACGUUUAAAUUAUCGUAUUCCAAGGCGACCUCUUCAAGAAGAUCACAAUUUUAAUACAUGCGCUGUUGUUACCAGUGCUGGGGCUCUGCUGGGCUCUCGUUUGGGGGAGUUUAUAGAUUCACACGAUAUGGUUUUAAGAUUUAACAACGCACCCACUGAAAAUUAUACGGAUGACGUGGGAUCUAAAACAACUAUUCGCGUAUUAAAUUCUCAGGUGGUCACAAAGAUAGAAUUUAACUUCUUAGACGAUCCUCUGUACAAAGAUGUUUCGAUACUAAUAUGGGACCCUGCCAAUUAUUCUUCCACUUUAGAGGAAUGGUAUCACCAUCCUGACUUUCCACUUUUUCCUGUUUACAAAAGGUUACUGGAAAUCAGGCCGAAUGCGGAUGUCCACCUGCUACACCCUAACGUAUUAUGGGGGCUGUGGGCGGUACUUCAAGACUCGUCCCCAUACCGUAUCCGGAAGAACCCACCAUCUUCCGGUUUUAUAGGUGUUUGGUUCGCCCUACAGCGGUGCAAACGGGUCCGUGUAUUCGAGUACGUGCCGUCUGUAAGAGCCAGCCGGCGCUGCCACUACCACGCGCUGCACGCCGACACCGCAUGCACCCUGGGCGCAUGGCACCCCCUCGCGCAAGAGAAGGCGCUAGUUGAACGCAUCCGCGAGAACUCAGACUUCGAUGUCUUCCAAAGGGGUUUCGUCGACAUACCCGGACUGGGAAAUGUCGAUUGCCAGGCC